UCCCUAUAUUUUAGGACCUCUGAAUUGAGCGGGAAACAGCGAGAGGAAGACCGGACUGGACUCGAAUUUUUACCUUGUACCUAGUACCUAGUACCGACAUGCAACUACGUACUGACUAAACAGACGACAGUCAAGCCGUGAUCCAUCCCAGGCCUGAAAACAGAAAAUUGCACGAACGUCGGAACUUGAACGAGUAGUGGUCCGUACCCCUGACCUCGAUCACUCAUUCGGCCGGAAUCCGACCCUAGUGUCGCGUCGGGAGCGUCGGGAGCGUCGGGGCGAUAUUUUAUGUUCACCCAGUCUGCUGGAUGCUAGAUUGGAGCCAGCCCUCGGCCCCGCCAUAACGUCCGCCCUAGCCACAACAUGUCCCAAUCCUCAGCUUUAACCGGUAUUCUCGGUGGACGGGCCAAUUUUGAGGUUACAGAUGUUCCGGAAUUGAUUGAAACCUUUCAAUGGGAGUCUCAUUUGGAUGAGCUUCAGAUCGAUUAUGAUGAUGCUAGCCAGAAUUGUGUGGCUUUGGUGUUCAAAAGCAAACUCGUUACGAAUGCGAAGGGCGGUGGUGUGACGAUGACAAAACCUUGCACCCCUGCGAGAUCCAAAUCGACGAGGGGCCCCAAUCCAGAUUUAGAUCUCACUGGGUCCCCGUUGAAAUGUUCGUUUACAUUGGAUGAAGAUUUCGACGAUUCCUACGAGAUGUCAGGCCUCCGAGGAUCAAGCCAAGCAACCCCAAUCUACGUGCCUUUGUCUACUCAAGUUGCAAGGUCCAUCUUAAGUCGUGUGACCAUCAAGACGGAAAACGAUGGCGUGAUGAAGUUCCCGUGUUGGGUUUUUUGCGAUGGCCAAGAUGAUAUUCUCUAUUUGGGAUCUCAGAGGCAUCGAAACCAUGUAACUGUUCACUCUAUUCGUGCUUUAGAGCAAUUCUCAUCCAAAGAGUCGGGAACGUCCAAGAUGAGCCAAAUUCUGAACCAGCAUCACAUGCUCGCUCCACCGUCUCUGAAAACUCCAAUUAAAUCGAAAGCCCGGGCUGUGUUCAAACUCUCCGAGGACUUCCCUGUAGAUGCAGCUCUCACGGGUCAUGAAGCAAGCGUUUGUGCGCCUAGUUCACUAGCCAUUGAAGCCACAUGGUCCAAGCCUAAGGCCAUCUUGGAAAAGCCCAGUCCCGAUGCUAUGGUUAGCUUAAGGAUGAACUUGAGUCCCGGAGAUGAGCGCAUGGCCUCAUUUGGUCUUUGGAAUGAGUUGUCCGCACUCAUGGGUUUCAUGACUGGCUUGAACAAUGAAGGUAUCACUUGGAUGGCCCGAGAUGAGAGCGUGGACUUGGAGAAGCAGAUCCAUGACCUCAUCGAAUCUGUUCGAAAUUCGGGUCCUGGAGGACAACAAAGAGGCAAAGUUUCCGCCAAACUAGAGUCGCAAGAUCAGGGAGACGAUGGUGACCCGCAAUUGGACGAUGUGCUGUCCACCGUGAGAUCAGAUUUGGAUUUUACUGAUCAGUUGUGGAUGGUUCUGAUGCAAGUUCAAUCACUAGCCGAACUAUCCGCUGCGUUCACUUAUAUUUUUAAAACAAUUCAACAGGAGGAUCUUCGACCAUUCAUGUUUUCCAAUAGCAAAUCCAAAACCUCCAAGCUCAUUUGUGAUCUCUCACGAGACGCUGUCCAGGUUCCUGACAUGUCUGGACGAUUUCCUCUUGAACUUCUGGUAGAAAUGGGCCUGGAAAAACUGCAACGCGAUUAUUUGCAUACUUUGAUGUCUGGAUAUUUGGCUACUCGAGAAGACCUGGAGCCGUUCAUCGCCAUCGACGCAAAUGUUAACGGCGAGGAGAAGCUGCGGAAUCUUUUUGCCCUGCAUUUGGCUCUCGAGCUAGUGGUCUUGCUGCAAACCUACCUCUCCUCAAGUCAUGAUUGUUUGCGAGUUUUGGUCCAGAAGUGCCUGCACGACUUGAAAAUGCGACCAAUUACGAGUGUGGGAGAAGAAAUGCGAUAUGCCAUGAACUUCCAACUCCCUUCACAUUUGGUGAAAGACCAGUUAAGCAAGUUAAGCCCGAAUAUUUGGCAUAGUUAUUUUUGGUCGGAAGGAGACAUUUUGUCGGCCAGAUCCGACGCACUUCUCACGAUUGACCCGCCGCAGGAAUGGAUGGCCAUCAAACAAACGAAAGACCUCAACUCAGAAUCCCGCGAGAAGGAAGAUUUGACAUAUUACUUCACCUUGAAUACAAGCAUUACUCGCUUCUUGGAAACUAAACACCACUAGUUCCAAGAAGA
Tigriopus californicus is the source of this 2255-nucleotide messenger RNA. It is a transcript of the gene Zwilch, whose product is annotated as protein zwilch homolog. Gene Ontology annotation, cellular component: RZZ complex. The coding region runs from base 364 to 2244 and encodes 626 amino acids. NCBI's taxonomy places the organism in Eukaryota, Metazoa, Arthropoda, Copepoda, Harpacticoida, Harpacticidae. The transcript is spliced from 10 exons. Gene Ontology annotation, biological process: protein localization to kinetochore; mitotic spindle assembly checkpoint signaling. The record is from RefSeq and is a predicted model, not a curated record.